AUCUUUGGUAAAAGUGAAUCUCAAAAACUGAGUGAUAUAAAGCUAUACAUAUAUAUUGAGAGAGGGAGUGGGAGAGAGUGAGAGAGAGAGAAUGGGGAAGGGAAGAGCACCUUGUUGUGACAAGACCAAAGUGAAGAGAGGUCCAUGGAGCCCAGAAGAAGACAUAAAACUCAUCUCUUUCAUUCAAAAGUUUGGUCAUGAGAACUGGAGAUCUCUCCCCAAACAAUCUGGGCUAUUGAGGUGGUCGAAAAUCGCUUCUCAACUUCCAGGUAGAACUGACAACGAGAUCAAGAAUGUGUGGCACACUCAUCUAAAGAAAAGACUAGUUCAGAGCUCAGGAACUGCAGAUGAACCGGUCUCGCCGUGUUCCAGUGGUUCUGUUUCUCGUGGGAAAGACGAUAAGUCUCAAGUAGAAGAUUAUUUGAACAGAGAGAAUAAUCAGGAGUCAUCAUCGAGGAAUGAGUUGUCUACAUCUCUGUCUUCUGGUGGUUCCAACCAACAAGAUGAUCUAAAGAUAGACGACCUCACGUUUGAGUAUAUAGGAGAAGCUUAUAGUGAAUUUAACGACAUUAUUCAAGAGGUAGACAAACCCGAUCUGCUGGAGAUACCUUUUGAUUCAGAUCCUGACAUUUGGAGUAUCUUAGAUAUUUCAAACUCGUUUCAAGAAUCCACUGCAAAUGAGAACAGCUCAGGUUCAAGAACAACAGAAGAAGAGUCUGAUGAGGAAGAGGUUAAGAAAUGGUUCAAGCACCUGGAAAGCGAACUCGGGUUAGAAGAAGAUGAUAAUCAACAACAACAUAAACAGGGAACACAACACAAAGAAGAAGAAUCUUCAUCGUUACUGUUGAAGACCUACGAGGUCAUGAUACAUUAAUGAAAUCCAAAAGGCUGAUUUACUUUAUGGUUUCUAUAAAAGAUAAACUUUAUU
This is a messenger RNA of Arabidopsis arenosa, 928 nucleotides long. The record is from the annotation of a GenBank genome assembly. NCBI's taxonomy places the organism in Eukaryota, Viridiplantae, Streptophyta, Magnoliopsida, Brassicales, Brassicaceae.